Messenger RNA from Erigeron canadensis, 952 nucleotides. RefSeq names its product calcium-binding protein CAST-like. The coding region runs from base 83 to 682 and encodes 199 amino acids. The transcript has a single exon. Gene Ontology annotation, molecular function: calcium ion binding. Lineage: Eukaryota; Viridiplantae; Streptophyta; Magnoliopsida; Asterales; Asteraceae. The record is from RefSeq and is a predicted model, not a curated record.
CCAUUCUUCGAAGUUCUAACACUACAAUUUCUCCCAUUUCUAUUCCCAAAACAACACAAAUCAAGCAAAAUACAUACAAAUCAUGCAAACACCAACACAAAUACAAAAACCAACACCAAUAAUCCCUACAACCAAAACUACCAAUAUUCUUCAAAAAUCCAUCUCCAAUUCAAACUCAUUCCACCUUCGUUCCCCAAGCCUCAACUCUCUCCGUCUACGUCGAAUAUUCGACUUAUUCGACACAAACCACGACUCUUUUAUAACCGUAGACGAGCUCACACGUGCCUUGUCUCUUCUAGGCCUAGAUACCAACACAUCCGACUUAGAAACCAUCAUUAAAUCCUACGUACAACCCGGAAACACCGGUCUGAUGUACGAUGAAUUUGUCAAGUUACAUAGAUCAAUAAAUGACAUGUUUUUUGGUUGUGAUGAUGUUGUAGAACUUAUAGGAAGCAAAGAAGAACAAGAAGAGGCGGAUUUGACCGAAGCGUUUAAGGUGUUUGAUGAAAAUGGUGAUGGAUUUAUUUCGGCUAAUGAGUUGCAAAUGGUUCUUGGGAAACUUGGGUUUAGUGAAGCUAAUGAAAUGGCUAGAGUUAAGAUGAUGAUUUCUUCGGUUGACUUGAACCAUGAUGGACGCGUUGACUUUUCUGAGUUUAAAGACAUGAUGCGUGUUCUUCAAUAAUACCACACCUUAAUUUAUCGAAAAUAAUAAUAACAUUUCUUCAAAAGUAUUUUAUGUGUUUUUUUUUUUUAAUUAAGAACUUGGGUAUAUAUUUCAUCUUGUUUUUGAGAACUUUCCUUUUUAUUUACCUGUAUUUGUAUUUACUCUUGUUUUCUAUAGAUUACUUUUUGUUUUCUUUUUCCCCUAUCUUUUUGGAUCUUUGUAUCAAUAAUGAAUAUUUGUUAAAGGAAUAUCAGAAAUAUCACUAGAUGAGAAUAAUUUGUGAUUUAA